AUGACUAACACAAUUCGUGUCUGUUUCUACUUCUCUUACAUCACAUUCCUUCAACUCGUCUCCAGAAUAUUGGCUCAAUCUGAAAAUUAUAUCAUCCACAUGGACACAUCAUCGAUGCCAAAACCAUUCUCCAGCAAACACAAUUGGUAUCUGUCCACUCUUUCUUCUGCAUUAGAAAAUACUCAUGUUACCAACAAUGACAAUAUUCUCAACACCGCUUCUUCUAAGCUGAUUUAUACCUACGCCAACGUCAUGAAUGGUUUUAGUGCAAAUUUGUCACCUAAGGAACUUGAAGCCCUCAAAACCUCCCCGGGUUACAUUUCUUCCACACCAGAUCUGCAAGCCAAGCUUGACACCACACACUCACCCCAAUUCCUUGGCCUCAAUCCCAAUAAAGGGGCAUGGCCCGCUUCGAAAUUUGGUGAAGAUGUCAUUGUUGGAUUUGUGGACAGUGGAGUUUGGCCAGAAAGUGAAAGCUUCAAAGAUGAGGGGAUGACUCAAAUUCCUUCACGUUGGAAAGGCCAAUGUGAAAGUAGCAUCAAAUGCAACAAGAAACUCAUCGGAGCUCAGUUCUUUAACAAAGGGUUAGUUGCCAAAUACCAUUAUCCCGCAACAGUUGAGAACUCAACUCGAGACACAGAAGGUCACGGGACCCACACAUCAAGCACUGCAGCUGGGAGCCAAGUUGAGAAUGCAUCAUUCUUUGGCUACGCCGAUGGAACAGCGAAAGGAGUAGCUUCAAUGGCGAGAAUAGCCGUGUACAAGGCCGUGUGGCAAGGUCAACUUUUCUCAUCUGAUCUAAUAGCCGCAAUUGAUAGUGCAAUAUCUGAUGGGGUUGAUGUCCUUUCCUUAUCUAUUGGCUUUGGUGAUGUACUCUUGUACAAUGACCCUGUUGCUAUAGCAACAUUUGCAGCCAUGGAGAGAGGCAUUUUUGUGUCCACGUCAGCAGGAAAUGCUGGUCCUGAACGUGGAACCCUUCAUAAUGGAAUACCAUGGGUCAUAAAUGUGGCUGCUGGCACUUUGGAUCGUGAAUUUCAAGGGACUCUUGCUCUUGGCAAUGGAGUCAACAUAUCGGGCUUGUCACUCUACCUAGGAAACUUCUCCACACACCAAGUUCCUAUUGUUUUUCUCGAUUUGUGUGACAAUUUGAAAAAUCUUGCCGGUUCGUGUGGCAAGAUUGUGGUGUGUGAAGAUAAGAAAGGAACCCUUUUAGAUCUAGUGCAUGCUGUUGGAUUGUCAAAUGUUGCCGGAGCAGCGUUCAUAUCAAGUAGCACUGAUACGUCGUUUUUCCGAGAGAAUGGUUCUGCAGCCAUCAUUAUUAACCCGGGAAAUAGAGAAACUGUCAAAGCUUACAUCAACAGUACUAACUCUGGUGCAAAAGCAAGCGUGUCUUUUAAGGUAACAGCUUUAGGUAUUAAACCAGCACCGAGUGUGGAUUAUUAUAGUUCUCGAGGGCCUUCAAGUAGUUGUCCAUUUGUGUUGAAACCAGACAUCACUGCUCCUGGUACAUCAAUCUUAGCUGCAUAUCCUCCAAAUGUUCCACUGGCAUUGUUUGGGUCCCAAAAACUUUACAGUAACUUCAAUUUUUUAACUGGCACAUCAAUGGCAUGCCCUCACGUGGCAGGUGUGGCAGCACUGUUAAGAGGAGCACAUCCUGAUUGGAGCCCUGCAGCAAUUAGGUCUGCCAUUAUGACAACAUCGGAUCAAUUCGACAAUACUAAGGAACACAUCAAGGACAUUGCGACUGAUUACAGACCAGCCUCUCCUUUAGCCAUGGGAUCUGGUCAUGUAAACCCCAACAAAGCCCUUGACCCUGGACUUGUUUACGAUGUUCAAGUUCAGGAUUAUGUCAAUCUUCUCUGUGCAUUGAACUUCACUCAACAGAACAUCACGAUCAUCACAAGAUCCUCUUCCAAUAAUUGCUCCAAUCCUUCCUUGGAUCUCAACUACCCUUCUUUCAUUGCUUUCUACAGUGGCAACGCUUCUUCUAAUCAUGAAUCAAGGGUAAAUAAUUGGGAGUUUCAGAGAACGGUGACCAAUGUUGGGGAGGGACGAACAACAUAUACUGCUAGUGUUACAUUCAUUAAAGGGUUUAAUGUCAGCGUCAUUCCAGGUAAGUUGGCGUUCAAGAAGAAGAGCGAGAGGCUAAGUUACAAGUUAAGGAUAGAAGGUCCAAGGAUUGAGGGUUUUGGGCAUCUUACUUGGACAGACAUGAAGCAUGUGGUGAGGAGUCCUAUUGUGAUAACCACACCACCAAUGCCAAUUUCUAGAUCAAUAUUGGGAUGAAGAAAAACUUUCCAUAUGUAUCAAGUGAAAAAUGUAUGUUAAAAGAUAUAUUAAAACUUUUUAUAUC
Glycine soja is the source of this 2353-nucleotide messenger RNA. Its product is annotated as subtilisin-like protease SBT1.9. Gene Ontology annotation, biological process: proteolysis. The record is from RefSeq and is a predicted model, not a curated record. Lineage: Eukaryota; Viridiplantae; Streptophyta; Magnoliopsida; Fabales; Fabaceae. Gene Ontology annotation, molecular function: serine-type endopeptidase activity. Bases 1 to 2286 code for a protein of 761 amino acids. The transcript has a single exon.